CUGAGCGUUAGCGCGAGCGGCGGCUCAUCUUUCGAUCUCUCGUUCAUCGUCCACUUAUCGCUUCUCCCUCUUUACUCUUCCAUCUCACUCCCCACAUUCCAUCUUCCGCGACAAUGAAAAUCACCUUCAAGACCGUGCAGAACAAGCUGUUCACUAUCGACGCUGAUGAGUCGGAGACCGUUGGCGGACUCAAGGCAAAGAUCCAGGAGAGCCAGACCUUUCCCGCUGCCAACCAGAAGCUCAUCUACUCUGGCAAGAUCCUCAAGGAUGAGUCGACCGUCGGCGAGCUCAAGAUCAAGGAGAAGGACUUCCUCGUUGUAAUGGUGUCCAAGCCCAAGACACCUGUCCCCACAUCUUCUCCCGCGCCUGCUACUACUCCUGCUGCUGCACCUUCCGCGGCUCCCGCUGCUGCUCCGGCUGAGCCCACUCCCGCGCCAUCGGCUUCUGCGACUGAUACGACUCCUGCUGCGGCUCAGUCUGCUUCCGAUUCUGCACCUGCUGCUACAGAGUCUUCUGCCGCCGCCACUCAACCUACUGAACCAUCGGGCGAUGUUGGUAUGGGCUCCUCCUUCCUCACCGGCUCCGCACUCCAAAGUGCCACGGACGCCAUCAUCGAAAUGGGCUUCCCGCGCGACCAGGUUGUCCGCGCUCUCCGUGCCAGCUUCAACAACCCCGACCGCGCCGUCGAGUAUCUCAUGACUGGCCACAUUCCGGAGACAGAGCCCGCGGCCCCCCGUGCCCCCUCUCCGCAGGCCACCCCGGCUGCUCCGUCUCACGCCGUCCCUGCUGCUGCUCCGGCCGCGGCUUCAGGUUCGACCGCGGCCGCGGCAGGUACUGCUCCUUCCGCAGGCAGCAGCUCAGCCGACAACCUCUUCGCCGCUGCCGAGGCCGCCAUGAGCCGUGACCGUCCGAAUGUACCCACCGGCACUGGACUUGACGAGGAAACCAUGGCCGCUAUCGCCAAUUCGCCUCAGCUGCAGCGCAUCCGCCAGGCUGUGCAGCAGAACCCGGCUCUUAUCCAGCCGCUCCUCCAGCAGGUUGCCCAGCAGAAUCCCGCACUUGCCCAGCUUAUCAACGAAAACCCCCAGUCUCUGUACGACCUGCUCGGUAUCACGCCUGAGGAGAUCGAGCAAACCAUGUACCCGCAGCAGGUGAUGCAGGUCGACCUCACCCAGGAGGAGGCUGCAGCUGUCGAGAGGCUGGAGCAGCUUGGCUUUGACCGCCAGAUGGUCCUUCAAGCAUUCCUUCUGUGUGACAAGAACGAGGAGCUUGCUGCCAAUUUCCUGUUCGAGAGCACAGAGGAGGACCAGCAGAUGCACUGAGCGGGAGUUGCGGUCUGAUCCACUGGGGCUGAGAGAGUCUUCAUGUAAUGUAUCAUGUUUCGGGGGCAGAGUGACCGCAGGAGGAGCAGAUACGCUGGGGCUUUUGCGACCAUUAUAGAG
This is a messenger RNA of Cutaneotrichosporon oleaginosum, 1442 nucleotides long. RefSeq lists its product as uncharacterized. Gene Ontology annotation, cellular component: cytosol; nucleoplasm. Gene Ontology annotation, molecular function: ubiquitin binding; damaged DNA binding; polyubiquitin modification-dependent protein binding. The record is from RefSeq and is a predicted model, not a curated record. Lineage: Eukaryota; Fungi; Basidiomycota; Tremellomycetes; Trichosporonales; Trichosporonaceae. Gene Ontology annotation, biological process: nucleotide-excision repair; proteasome-mediated ubiquitin-dependent protein catabolic process.